Molecule: messenger RNA, 4752 nt
Organism: Ichthyophthirius multifiliis
Lineage: Eukaryota; Ciliophora; Oligohymenophorea; Hymenostomatida
Exons: 16
Source: RefSeq, a predicted model, not a curated record
AUGAAUUAAAUAUAAUAUGACGAUGACGAUAAAAGUAGUCUUGAAAAAAUGCAAGAUUCACUCAAAUUUGUCAUUUUUGAAAUUUUAUAUCAUUUAAUAAAUUAAGGAGAUUCAUUUUCAUUUAUAAUAUAUGUAAUAUUUAUAUUUAUAGAGACAUUUUAAAUAUUUUUUUGGUAUUUUACAACUGAUGUAAUAAAAUAAAAUAACUAAAAUUAAAAUUAAUAUAAAAUUUAGAUAAAAGAUCUUUGGAUUAUAGUUAAUUUAGCAAAUAGUCUUGAAAAAUUUUUUGGAUAUUUUUUAAUAGUCCCAUAGUGUACUUCUUUUGAUUAAUUAGUAGUUGCAAUUUAUGCUAUUAUUGGUAUUUUCAGUUUAAUGCUAUUCUUAAUAUUAUAUGUUUCUUGUAAAAUUAAAAAUGGAAUUACCGGUUUAUCUGGAGCCAUAUCUAUCAUAAAAGUAUUUUCUUAAAGAUAAUUUUUAAAUAUAUUUUAUAAAAAUUAGAUUUUCUGCUAAAUAAUUUUACCUAUUUUAUAUCUACCGUUUUUCGAUUUAUUUUUAAGUAUAAUGAGGUGUAAACCAAAUGAUUAAGGAUAAUAUAUGCAUAAAAUAUUUGUGGAAGUAUAAUGUUAUUAAGGUAAUAAUCUGUUACAUUCAUUUUUCGCAGGCGUUGCUGCCUUAUUACUGUUUUUUGUUACAUAUUUAGCAACUAUCACUAAUUUUGAAUCUAGAUAUAUAUCAAACAGAAUAAUAAUAAAGUAAAAUAAAAAAUAAAUAACUAUAUUUUUAUAUUUUAAAAGAUUAUCAGGAAGAGAUGAUAUAAAGAUGAUGAUUUUUAAGACAUUUUUAGUAUUAGGGUUUACUUAUUUAGAUACAAGUGAUUUACUCAUUUUAAUACUAAUUUCAAUAACUGCAAAUUCAAUGAAUAUAUUUUUAGCUUUUAAUAAAUCCUCAAAUAUUUUAAAUUAUAUGUACAAUAAAGUAACUAAUUCUUAAGCUGCAGUAAUUUUUUGGACUACAUUAAUUACUAUUUUUGGUUAAAUUAUGGUUUUUACUGAUUUCAAAGGUGUGGCUUAUAUUUGGUUUAUAGGAAUUCCUUUUCUCAUUUCAAUUGUUUUUUUGAGAAGAGAAUAUAGAUAUGAUCUUAUGAUGGUCGAUUCAAAUAAAUUUGAUUCUUUAAAUUAAGCUAUUUCUUAGAUUUUAUAUUUGACCAGAUGCCUUAAUUACUAUAAUUCGGAUAGAAAUAUUGCUGCUAUAUUAGAUGGAUUUGUAGACUAUCAUAGAACUAUAUGUAAUAGAGAAGAUUGUCCAUGCUAAUAAAAAAACAUGAACUAAAAAAAAAUAAAAAAAUUUAUUAAAAAUGCUAAGGCAGGAUAAUUUGAUGAUGAAAUAAAAGAUAAAUUUGUAGUUUUAGUUUAUUUAAUUGAACGUAUCUUUGUUUUAGCAUUAACAAAAUUUCCAGGUUGUACAUAAUUACGUGUAAAUCAUGCACUUUUUUUAUUAGAUAAAAUGAAGAGUGCCUAAUAAGCUUUAUAAGAACUUGAACUUGCAUAAGAAGAAAGACCUUAUUUAGAUGAAUAAUUUUAAAUUUUUAGAUAUAAGAAAUUAAUCGAAGAUAAUAUGAUGGAAGCAAGAAAAAAUACAGUUUCAAAUAAAAAUAAUAAUGAAAAUGUAAAUGAAAUAACAUCUGAUAGCGGAAAUAAAGAACUUAUUAAUAAUAUUGAAUAGUCAACUGCCCUUCAUAUGGAUUUUUGGUCUUAAUUAUCUGAAGAUACGCCUGAUUUAUGUAGGGUUUAUGAAAUUGGAACGAAACUUAAUUACUAUAAUUAACUUGUUAAAGAUAGUUGGAAAAAAUAAAAUAGAAUAAAUUCUGAUAUUUCACCUAAUUUAUUAAGAACAUAUGCUAGAUAUCUUCUUGAUGUUUUAAAUGAUAAAGAAUAAGCUUUUGAAGUCAUUUAGAAGUAUUAUAAUCCUUAGAUAUUAAAAACAUCAUAAGGAGGAAAUAUUGAUAGAAGUAAAACUACGAAUAAUAUUAAUGAUUUUUAAAAUGAAUCAACUGGAUUAAUAUCUAUUUCUGCAGAAGAUGUAUCAUUUGCAAGGAUAUCAGCAUUAAAUUAAACUGCUGCCAUGUAUUUUGGGUAUUCAAAAUCUGAACUCAUAAAUCGAAAAAUCAAUCAUAUAAUGCCUUAAUAAUGGGCUGAAUAACAUGAUUCUUUUAUAGAAGAUUAUUUACAUCAUUUAGAAUCUAAAGUAUUAAAUAAGGAAAGGCUUUUGUUUGGAAAAUAAAAAAAUGGUUAUAUUUUUCCUAGUUAUAUGUACAUAAGAUAUGUUCCAAGCUAUUUGCACGGAACCUAAUUUAUAGCAACUGUAAGAAUAGAAAAAUAUUUUAAAUUAGUAGCUUAUAUGACUACAAAUAAAUCUGAUUUAGAAAUUACAAAUAUAACACCAAAUUGUAUAAGCCUUUUUGAAUUAAGUUUAGGGAUACUAAAUAAAAAAAAACCUUCUAUAAUUGAUUUAAUUCCAGAAUUUAAUGAAUUAUUACCUCUAUUAAAAUAAAAAGGAGGACAUAAUAUAUAAUUAACUGCAACUCUAAACCAAGCAUAAAACUUUAAUAUUUAAGUAAAGGAAAUAUCAUUUAGAGGAAACAAAGUUAUAUUAGGAUACGAAAUUCGUUUUGAGAAAAUAAUAAAGGAUACUCCAAAUAUGUUUGAAACAAAUGAAGAAAAUUAACAAAAUACUAAUUAGUUAAGUUCAGCAAGAGCUAAAAAAAAUAAUAUUAGUUCCAUUUAAUAUAAACUUAUUUUUAGAUACGAUUAUGAAAACCAUUAAUUUAAUGGAGAAAAUACUGCUAAUAUUUAGAUGUGCAAAGUCGAUAAUUCUCUUUUAUAUCAAAAUAAUACAUAAAUAGAUUCAAAAAAUAUUGAUAUCGCUAUGAAUUUCUCUACACACCAAAUAGAUCAAUCGAAUAGAGAAAAAGAUUUUAUUGAAGAAUAAAAUGCUUAAAAAUUAUAAGUUGAUUAUGGAAAAGGUAUCCGUGCAGUAAGAUUAAUAAGAAAUUAAUUAGUUGAUGUUGAAGAUAUGAAAAGAGAUGAGUAAGAUGGAGAGGAAGAAGAAGAAGAAUAAGGAUAAUAGUUUGAAUAAUGUAAAUAAUAAGUUAGCUAACUGGAAUAUAAUGAAAGCGAAUCUGCAGAAACAAAUGUGUUUAAGAAUAAGUAGAAAUUAGUUUAAAUUCUAAAUGAAAAUAAAUCAAAUUCUAAUGGUAGUUUAGAAAUUUUUAAAUGGUCAGGAGUAGUAAUAUUAUUAAUUUUAGGAAUUAUUGCAAUUAUUAAUUAUAUUUCAACCUAAAAUUAAUUUAAUUUAAUGUAUUCAUGUUAUGAUUUGGUUGCUAAAAGUAAUAUCAGAUAAUCAUUAGUAUAAAGAAUUCUUUUUAAAUUAUAUAAUUACAGAUUAGUAAAUUAUGGUUUAUAUCCUGUUUUUGGUGAUACUUUAUCUAUUGAUUAAAGUGAUUUAGAUAACUCAAUAUAAGAAUUAUAAUAAAUUUAGCAAGAACUUUUUUAAUCUUCAAACUCAAUGCAGGCAGACUAAAUAAGCUUAUAUUCUGAACAAACAGUAAUUAUAAAAUCAAGUUAGUAGGGAGAAGUAAAGGAAUUAAAAGUCGACAUUAAUUAAGCUACUCUAUAGUUUAUAUCUGCAAGUUUAAACCUUAGAAGUGGCUAAAUAGAUAGUUAUGUCAAUAAUAAUUAAAUGUAUUUUAUUGAAUAUAACGCUUUAAAUGAAUAUUAUUUAGCUUUAAAAUAAUCGGCUAAUUAUUAUGUAGAAGAUUUAGUUGAUUACAUACAAUCAAAAAGUGAAACUUAUAUUACUUAUUUAAUUAUUUCUAUUAUUUUUUGUGUACUUAGUUUCUGUUUUAUCACUCCUAUUUUUUCUUUUGUGAGUAAAAAUUAAGAAACUGUUCUUAAAUUAUUCUUAGAAAUUCCUGUUGCUUAAAUAAAGUAAUUUUAUUCUAAGUGUGAGUAAUUUUAAAAUGGAAUGUAAUUAGGAGAAGAUGAUAAUGUUAGUGAAUUAGAUGAAAUUAUUUAAGAAGAAGAGGAUAGUGUAGAAGGUAUUAGUAGAAAAAGAAAAAAAAGAAAAUUCAAAUGGGAAAGUAUUGAUAAAAGAAAUUUCAUUAUAAAAUUUUUAUUAAGUCUUAUUUUAUUAGAAGGUUAUUUUAUUGCUACAUAUUUUGUUAGUACUUCUUUAUAAAAUUCACUAGCAUCUAUUGUUAGUGAGAUGAACUCUACAUGCUAAUCUGAAUCUUAUUAUACGUUUGCUAAUAAUGCUUUGAGAAAAACAUUUCUUGAUUAAGAAUUUAGUAUAACUGCUUAAAAGCCUGAAUUCACUAUUAAUAACAUAAUGAUGAAUUUAAAUGAAAUUAAUACUAAUAUGCAUACUGAACAUGCUAAGAAUAUAGUAUAUCAUACAAGUACAUAUAAUAGCUAUUUUGAAUCUGUUAAUGAUUUAAAUGCUUGUAUUAUUAUUCAAGAAUUAUUGGUAAAAAAGCAAGCAGAUUGUGAAGCUUUUGCUAAUUCUAUUAUAAAAGAAGGUCUAGGAUUAGCUAUUAUUAGACAUUUUGAAAAUAUUAGAUACGUUAUAACUCUUUAUAAUAAUUUCUUGAAAGAUCCAAAUGCAGAGUUUCCAGCAGAAGAAAACAUUGUUUUAGCCUAAAAAUAAAUGAAAUGUAAGAUGAUUAUGCAAGAAAUUUACUAAAGGCUUUAGUGA